AUGAAGGUGGCUUCCGAAUUGACCGAUGAGCGCGUUCUUGCGCGGCUCAAGGCGUACAACAACGCCGGCGAGGGCUCCGAGACAGACUACGUCUACGUCAACGGCAAGCCCAUAACGUGCCGUCGAUGCAAGCGCAAGAGACUGGUGUCUGAGACGCCCGAACACUUGCAGUUCAAGACGUGCAACCCGUGCCGCGUGAUCGAGCGAGCGCAGAAGCGGCGCGGGUCGAAAACCAGCGUCAUCAAAAAUAGAGAGGAAUACGACAUGAUCCAGCAGAUUAGAGGUCUGGAUACCGAUUUGGAGACGGCGGCCGCGGCCGACACUCCGCGCACAAAAUCCGCAAAACCGCCCGAGACGACUCCCGACGUGCCGCAGUCGUCUACCGCGUCGUCUCCCGAGCAGCCCGACGGGUCUGGGCUCGAGAAAGACUCGCUGGCCGAGCACGAUGCCCCGACCCAGUCUCCGGUAGACUCCAGGGCCGACAUGCAGCAGCGACUGCUGCACAGCCAUGCCACAGGCCAUCAGGACCCGCGGCGGCCUGCGUCUGUGUGUGUUUGCUGCGGCCAGGACACAGACGGCCUCGACGACCUGUGUUCUCCGUGCGAAAACAGAGACUCGGUCAUCAAAUCGCUCGACUACUAUCUCCAGCUGCUCCAGCUCAACCACGAACAGGAGCUGUGCAACUUAGUGUUCACGACGACGGAGCCGCACGCGCAGCUUCUCGCAAGGACGGCCGCCAAAGAAAAAACGCCCGCCACGGUGCUCCUGCGACUAUACGAAAAAUAUAUUCUCGCCAUAAGCAAGGCCACAGGCUACGACUUCAAGUACCAGACGGAGUCUGAGUUUUCGCGCAAGUAUUGCGACCCUGUUCAGAUGAGAGUGCGCGAGUGUCUCAAAUGCGUCAAUGAGAUAGACAUGCUUUUCCAGAACGACGACAUCGACUCCGAACUCAUGGCUCUGCAGUCGUCGCCCGUGGACCAGAGCCCGGCCAAGGCGCCGUGCCACUCGCUGAUCUUCGUGUCCUACAACGCGCGUUCCGGAAGGCUCGUGAUCAGCUUCACGCACCAGCCGCACCGCUAA
Ogataea angusta is the source of this 1080-nucleotide messenger RNA. RefSeq lists its product as uncharacterized. Lineage: Eukaryota; Fungi; Ascomycota; Pichiomycetes; Pichiales; Pichiaceae. The transcript has a single exon. The record is from RefSeq and is a predicted model, not a curated record. The coding region runs from base 1 to 1080 and encodes 359 amino acids.